Molecule: messenger RNA, 975 nt
Organism: Lizanozyma spartinae
Lineage: Eukaryota; Fungi; Ascomycota; Pichiomycetes; Serinales; Debaryomycetaceae
Exons: 1
Coding region: 1-975 (324 amino acids)
Cellular component (GO): cytoplasm; membrane
Source: RefSeq, a predicted model, not a curated record
AUGCCCAUUGCUCUUCCGGAGAAUGAUGAUGACAGACUUGAGCAAGGAUUAGGACCUCAAUAUGAACGAACAACAACAGAAACCAAUCAUGAACACUCUGUGUUUCUGAGACUCUUGAAUUGCCUCCGCAUAUAUAACAUACCUAUGAUCAACUUUGUUAUCAUGAUGGUCCUUGGAUUCUUCCUAUUCAAGCUUACAACCAAGUAUACCGGGUUAUAUAUGAAGAGUUCGCUUGUGACCAUUAUAGUUACCAACUUGGUAUUGUAUGGCGUAUCUGAAACAUUAGCUCAGUCCAUUCUUUCCUAUAAGCCAGAUCAGCCAUUGAUUGGGUUCCGGUUAUUUGAUGAUCAAGUAGUAUCCACGUUUUCUCCCAGACUUCCUAGGUUUCUUUUCAUGGGUAAUAGUCAAUAUGGCCCCGAAAAUACCCGUAUUUAUAAUGACGAUGGCAAUAAUGACGAUGAAGUUGAAGAUGAUGAUGAAGGUAUAGAUAGAUUUUUGGAUUACCUUAGGGGGGAUAACGAUGAAAUACGACGGGAUUACAAUGCGUCGCCAUUAAGUCCAGUAAUUGAAUUAUCAUUCUAUCUGUUUAGUCGAUUGGCUGGGUUUAUGUGUUGGGGGUUUGUGAUGUCAUUUGCUCAGUGUUGGUGGUAUAAGUUCUUACAAAUCUAUUCCAGAGAUCCAAAGUUUAUUGAAGUUCUUCGUAAGGUGAUGACAGACCAAUUUUGUUUCUCUCCUAUAUCUCUUUGCUGUUUCUUUACAUAUGGGACCAUUGUGCUUGAAGGGGGGACAAUUGAAGAUGUGAAGGAGAAGUUAAAACGUAUAUAUCUCAAGACUUUAUUGCUCAAUUAUACUGUAUGGUUCCCAGUACAGUUUAUGAACUUCUUGGUGGUUCCUCGAGACUUUCAAGUCCCAUUUAGUUCAUCUGUGUCACUCUUAUGGAAUUGUUUCUUGUCAAUUAGAAACAGUAAAGGCUAG